Messenger RNA from Stomoxys calcitrans (stable fly), 1362 nucleotides. Its product is annotated as myoneurin. Lineage: Eukaryota; Metazoa; Arthropoda; Insecta; Diptera; Muscidae. Bases 48 to 1244 code for a protein of 398 amino acids. Gene Ontology annotation, cellular component: nucleus. The transcript is spliced from 3 exons. Gene Ontology annotation, molecular function: zinc ion binding. The record is from RefSeq and is a predicted model, not a curated record.
UUCACAAUAAAGCCUCCUGCUACCUCAAAAUUAAUAAAUUUGGUACAAUGCAAUUUAUAAACAGCAACACGGAUCAAUAUUCCGAAAAACAAAAUCUCAUAAUCUGUCGAGCUUGCCUCAAUUCAAUACAAGAUACCAUCCCAUAUGGCAUUCAUACAAUGGAUUCACAAAUUCGCUUAUGGCUACAGGAUCCCACAUUGGAAAAUUCUGUUAUAGAAGAUGAAUUUCCCAAAAAUGUUUGUCAUUCUUGUCAUCAAACGUUGGAAAAUUUCCUAAAGUUUUAUCAAAUGUGUUUGCGCUCUCGGGAAUUGUACACAGAAAUGAUGAAGAAGGGCCAACGUACUACCAGUGGGAUGUCCGACAACAGUGAUACUUUGAAUGCAAGUGCAAAAGAGGUCAAUUGCGAUUGGCUGGAGUUUGAUUUUGUGGCAUUACCAAAAUCGUUGUUAACAGACAGAAGUAAAACAGAUUGCAAACUUGAUCCAAAUGUCAAGGAAAAGAUUCCCUCCCCAGCUACCUCCAAAAAGAAGGAAGAUUGUAUUGUUUCCCUUUUUGACCUCAAUGAUGCUUGUAGUGAUCAUUCUAGCAACGAUAACAUUGAGAGAGCAAGCAAUUCCUUUGCUACAUGCAAAGCUGGCAAAAUUCAAAUUUCUGCACCCCAAGAUAAGAGUUCUAAAAUAACCGUGGUUAAAAUAGAUCGCAAACAAAAAUCCCACAAUGAAGAUAAACCCCAACACAUAUGUGAAGAAUGUGGGAAAGUUUAUCCAUCAUUAGCAAGACUGAUAGAACAUCAGUAUUCGCAUAAACCCAAAACAGAAUAUCCUUAUCAUUGUAAAGAAUGCAAUAAGGCUUUCAAACAUCGUCAAACCUUUAUGGCCCAUCAAAUGCGUCAUGCUGGCAUUAAGAACUUUCAGUGUCCCUAUUGUGACAUGAAGAAAACUACCAAAAGUGAAUUAAGGGCACAUAUGAAUUAUCAUACCAAAGAACGCCAGUGGUUGUGUCCAAAGUGUCCUUUGAUAUUUAGUAGUGCAGCCAAUUUGCGUCGACAUGAUCAGGUAGUACAUCAGGGAAUACGACGUUAUAGCUGCAGUUAUUGUUCAACGACUUUUGGCAAACAGGAGUCUUUGAAACAUCACGAAAUGCGUCAUACAGGAGAAAAACCGCAUGUGUGUUUAAUAUGUGAUAAAAGAUUUAUACAGUCGGUGGCAUUAAAGGCCCACAUGAAAAUCCAUAAUAAAGGUUGAGCUAGAUAAUCAUUCCGAAGGAACUUGAGUACAGACCUCGCAUAGUUUAAGAAGUCCCAAGCAGGAGAAUGACUCAAGCGAUUCAUUUGAUCACCAAUAUGAUGAAACUCAUACUGAG